Molecule: messenger RNA, 3230 nt
Organism: Scatophagus argus
Lineage: Eukaryota; Metazoa; Chordata; Actinopteri; Scatophagidae
Product: rasGAP-activating-like protein 1
Exons: 22
Coding region: 425-2947 (840 amino acids)
Biological process (GO): negative regulation of Ras protein signal transduction; cellular response to calcium ion; regulation of GTPase activity
Molecular function (GO): GTPase activator activity
Source: RefSeq, a predicted model, not a curated record
AUUCACUCUGAGGACCCCAAGUUGGUGGCUCUCAAGGUGCCUGUCUGUAAUGGUGCCUGUAGUACGUCAAUGUAUUCGCCAGGUGGCGCAUUCUAUCAAAGGAGAGACGCGCCUGAGGACCAGUCACUCAUCAGCAUGGGCACACCUGAUGGUUCAUAACGUUUAAAAGAGGAGUUGCUAUAAGACGGACAACGCCGAAAGCCGGCUCGGCUGCCCACGCUGUGUCCCACGGGGCUGGACCUGCAGGACUCUCUGGGCUGGAGGAUGAAUGCGCGCCUGUGUCGCGCGCUACUGGUGGGCUGCGCGCCGUCACGCGCCGUAGGUGCCAUGAAAUGAAGAAAACUCGGAGGGGAAGAGCACAAUUUAUAAGAGCGCGUAUGGGAACAUAGGAGGAAUUGGAUUACAAGCUCACUGGACUUAAAAAAUGGCCAAAAACACAUCUCUUUAUUUCAGAAUUGUCGAGGGCAGGAACCUCCCCGCCAAAGACGUCUCCGGAACCAGCGAUCCGUACUGCAUUGUAAAAGUUGACAAUGAAGUCGUGGCCAGGACUGCCACGGUGUGGAAGAACCUUAAUCCUUUCUGGGGUGAAGAGUACACGCUGCACCUCCCGAUGGGCUUCCAUUCACUCUCCUUUCACGUCAUGGACGAGGACACGAUUGGCCACGAUGAUGUUAUUGGAAAGAUAACUCUGAGUAAAGAUGCCAUUGGAUCUCAAGCUAAAGGACUCGAUAGCUGGGUGAACCUGACGAGGGUCGACCCCGAUGAAGAAGUCCAGGGAGAGAUCCACCUGAGUCUGGAGCUGCUCAAAGACGCCGAGAAGAUCAGCCUGCGCUGUCAAGUCAUUGAAGCCAGAGACUUGGCUCCGAGAGACAUUUCGGGAACCUCUGAUCCAUUUGCAAGAGUUAUUUUCAACAACCACAGUGCAGAGACGUCGAUUAUCAAGAAGACCCGUUUCCCUCACUGGGGAGAGACCCUGGAGCUGGAGCUGGAUCCCGAGGAGCUGAGCGAGGAGGGCUCGGUCACUGUGGAGGUCUGGGACUGGGACAUGGUGGGCAAGAAUGACUUUCUGGGAAAGGUGGAAAUCCCUUUUGCUUGUCUGCACAAGACGCCUCUUCUAGAGGGCUGGUUUCGUUUGCUGCCCUUGAGAAACAACGAGGUUGACACUGGUGGCAAGCUGGGAGCGCUGCGCCUGAAGGUGCGUUUGGUGGAGGAUCGGAUCCUGCCGUCCGUGUACUAUCAGCCCCUCAUUCACCUCCUGGUGGAGUCAGUCAUCUCCCCUACAGAGACAAAACUCUUUGUCCGUGUCACAAGCGUGUCGUCACCUGAGUCCCCUUCUUACCAGGUGGAGGACAGCAGCGCGCUGACCAUGCUGGAGGAGGUGACCACAGUCGAGAGCCGACAGGAUGUGGCAAUGACCCUGGUGAAGAUCUACCUGGGCCAGGGCCUGGUGGUGCCGUUCCUGGACUACCUUAACACCCGGGAGGUCAACCACACCACCGAUCCCAACACUUUAUUUCGCUCCAACUCUCUUUCCUCCAAGGCCAUGGAGCAGUUCAUGAAGGCUGUCGGCAUGCUGUAUUUGCACGAGGUGCUGAAGCCCAUCAUCAAUCGCAUCUUUGAUGAGAAGAAGUACAUUGAGCUGGACCCGUGUAAGAUCGACCUGAACCGCACAAGACGAAUUUCAUUUAAGGGCGCAGUGUCAGAGGAGGAGGUGCGGGACAGCAGCGUGGAGAUGCUGCACGGCUACUUGACCAGCAUCAUCGAAUCGAUCGUGGGCUCAGUCGAUCAGUGUCCGCCCGUCAUGAGAGUGGCCUUCAAGCAGCUUCACAAGAGAGUAGAGGAGCAAUUUUCUGAACCUGAGUAUGAGGAUGUGAAGUAUCUGGCCAUCAGCGGAUUCUUUUUUCUGCGUUUUUUUGCACCUGCAAUCCUCACACCUAAACUGUUCCAGCUGAGGGAUCAGCACGCUGACACCCGCACAAGCAGAACGCUGCUCCUGCUGGCCAAGGCUUUACAAAGUGUCGGGAACCUGGGCCUGCAGCUGGGUCACGGAAAGGAGCAGUGGAUGGCGCCUCUUCAUCCCAUCAUCCUACGCAGCGUGGCCUCUGUCAAAGACUUCCUGGACAAGUUGAUUGAUAUAGAUCACGACAUUGUGUCCGAGGUGCCGCAGAGGGUCGUGUUCAUGCCCUCAGUCACAGUUAAAGAGGGCUACCUCCACAAACACAAGGCGGAGGGACCCCAGCUGCUGUCCCGCUUUGCCUUCAAGAAACGCUACUUCUGGCUGACUAGUGAGACCCUGUCCUACGCCAAGACCCCUGAGUGGCAGGUGCGCUCCUCGAUCCCGGUUCAGUGUGUGUGUGCCGUGGAGAGGGUGGAUGAAAAUGCCUUCCAGCAGCAGAAUGUAAUGCAGGUCAUCACCCAGGACAACGACGGACAGCUGCACACCAUGUACAUCCAGUGCAAGAACGUGAAUGAGCUGAACCAGUGGCUGUCGGCCAUCAGGAAGGUCAGCAUCUACAACGAGCGCAUGCUGCCCUCUUUCCACCCGGGGGCUCAUCGCAGUGGCAAGUGGACGUGCUGCCUGCAGGCGGACCGUGCUGUUACAGGCUGCAGUAGAACGCACUCAGCUGUGACUCUCGGGGACUGGAGUGACCCACUGGAUCCCGAUGUAGAGACGCAGACCAUAUACAAGCAACUUCUCCAGGGCAGAGACAAACUCAGGAAAAAACAUCUGGAGACGCCCGACGCUGAUCAAACAUCCAGUAAUAAAGAAAAGAAGAUCAACUCUGAUAUUCACUCAGAUGGGGCAGAAUGCAACACUCAGCUGAUGAAGCCAGGUCAGAGCAUUGCUGCUCGGCUGUUGGCUGUCAUAGAGGAUCUGGAGCAAGUUCACGCCACCUUCCAGCGCAGAGAAAUGGAGGACAGCACCAGUGUCAUCCUGAAUCCCUAGACUCAACUCAGACUGGGAUCCACUAAAGGGGGGCCGGUGGGGGUGGGUCACAGCUUUCUGAAGCAACACGAGUGGGCAUCGAUAUUCACUCUCUUGAUUGUCAGGGACAAUAAAGUGGCAACAGGGUGCAAGCUCUUCCACCCUUUUAGCACAUUCCCCGCUGUAAAGAGCAGAGGGAAUUCUACCACUUUGAAUAUUUUUGUAUUCUGUGAGUGCAGCUGGCUUCAACAGCGCCGGGGAGAGAUUAUGAUACUUGACGAUAAAGAGGGCCUUUGAAGCAUGA